Molecule: messenger RNA, 1956 nt
Organism: Eimeria tenella
Lineage: Eukaryota; Apicomplexa; Conoidasida; Eucoccidiorida; Eimeriidae
Product: GTP-binding protein, putative
Exons: 1
Coding region: 1-1956 (651 amino acids)
Cellular component (GO): mitochondrion
Molecular function (GO): GTP binding; GTPase activity
Source: RefSeq, a predicted model, not a curated record
AUGUCGGGUCUGCUCUUAAGACGCAGCCUCCUGCUGCUUGCAAAUGGCAGCAGCGUCAGCAGCAGCAGUGGCAGCAGCUGCUGCUGCGGUGCCUCUUUGCGCUUGCUGAAGAGUGCUGUCCCUCAGCAGCAGCAGCAGCAGCAGCAAGGGCGGCCAUGGCAGCAGCAGCGGCAGCAAGUGACCCUCCCCAGCACCCCCUGCAGCAGCAAGCCCCGCGUUUCGCCGCGCAGCAGCCGCAGCAGCAGCAGCAGCAGCAAGGGCUUCUGCGAUCGCCGCUUGCUGCGCGCAAUUGGAGGCCGCGGGGGCUCCGGCUGCAUGCAUUUCAUUAAACAUAUUCAGCAGCACUUAAUGGGCCCCGGGGAGCCUUCGGGCGGCUGCGGGGGGGAGGGGGGCCCCGUGCUGCUGCGGCUGCGGGGGCCCCCCCGGGGGCCCCCCACGGGGCCCCGCGGGGGGCCCCCCGGGGGACCCCCCACUGCAGCAGCAGUAGAGGACCUCAGCAGCCUCAGGGGCCUCGUAGUGGGGGGCCCCGGGGGCCGGGGGGGCCCCCGCUACAGCAGGGGGGCCCCCGGGAGAGCAGCAACAGUUUGGCUGCCGAGCAGCUGCGUAGUCUGGAGAGUUGAAGAAGGGUACGGGGGGCCCCCAGAGAGGGGCCCUCCGGGGGUCCCCGAGGGGCCCCCUGAGCGGCCCCCUCAGGGGCCCCCUGAGGGGGCCCCUGAGGGGGCCCCUGAGGGGGGCCCUGCGGGGGCCCCUGAGGGGGGCCCUGCGGGGGCCCCUGAGGGGGGCCCCCCUGAAGGCGAGGUUUGUGUGGGGGGAGGUGAUGAGGUGCCAAAGGCGAAGCUGAGGCUGAGGUUUCUGGGGCUGCUGGACCCCGCUAUGGCUGCUGCUGCUGCUGCUGCCCGCAGCGGCAGCAGCAGCAGCAGCAGCAGCCUUGAGAGCGUGGCUGCUGCUGUGCUGCAGCUGCUGCAGCCCCACCUGUUUGCCCAGGAAAUGGUAGCAGCUGCUGGGGGCCGAGGGGGGCGGGGCAACAGCCGCAGGUGUCCGUACACUGCAGAGGGGGGCGAAGAGGGGCAGCAGCAGCUGCUGCUGCUGCAGCUGCAGCUGCUGGCAGAUGCUGCACUUGUGGGGCUCCCCAGCGCAGGGAAGUCUUUGCUGCUGUCGGCGCUUUCCCGCUGCAGCGCUUUUGCUGCUCCCUGGCCCCACAGCACCACCAAGCCCCAAAUAGGCCACAUCAUGCUGCAGCAGCAGCAGCAGCAGCAGCAGCUCGAGGGAAGCAGCAGCAUCUCAGUUGCAGACCUUCCCGGGCUGCUGCCAGGAGCCACCAAUGAAAUGGCUCGCUGCGCAGCAAGACAUGCAGAGGGGGCGAAGCUAAUUUUGUUUGUGGUUGAUGCUGCUGCUGCUGCUGGUGCUGGCAGCAGCAGCAGCAACAACAGCAGCCAAGGGAGCCUGCUGGAGACGGUGCAGCUGCUGCAGCAGCAGCUGCUGCUGCAGUCGCCGCUGCUGGCAGCAAAACCUGCUGCCAUUGUAGCCACCAAGUGCGACCUAAGGCCCCACCGGACUCUGCAAAAAGUUGACGAGCUGUGGCACCAGCAGCAGCAGCAGCAGCUGCAGCAGCAGCCGGAGAUAAAGCAGCAGCUGCAGCGCCACUUCGACAGGCUCGUCGAGCAGCGGCACAAGGAGCUGCUGCAGCUGCAGUGGGACUCCCCACGGCAGCAACAGCAGGAGCAGCAGCGGCUGCAGCAGCAGCAGCAACUCGUGCAGCAGCUGCUGCAGCACUUGCAGCUGCAGCAGACACUCCCUGUCAUCCCCGUCAGUGCCCGGGAGGGUAUGGGGCUGCAGCGCCUCGUGCUGCUGCUGCAGCAGCAGCUGCAGCAGCAGCAGCUGCAGCAGCAGCGCGCUGUCUUGAACUUGCUGCUGCUGCUCGAGUGGUCUCUCUGCACUGCGCCUCCAGAACCAUAA